UCACUUCGAGGUGUUAUAAGUCAUUGUGUGGUCUGUGAUGUACUGGCACCAUCAGCCCUCUUCCCGUGGGAUAUCAGACAACUGAGGCCGUCAAAUUUAAAAAUGUGGAGCUGCUCCGUAGGGAAAGACGAUGAAGGAAACUCACAAAAUAUACAGACAGAAACUUGAGGAGCUCACCAACCUUCAGGCCACAUGCAGCAGUGCCAUCAGUAAACAGAGAAAAUGUCUAAAGGACCUACGGUACAGCUUGGCCAAGUGUGCAAAAACAUGUGAUGAGAAAGAAUUGGAACUUAUAGCGGACAUCAAAACACAGAUCAAAGAGAAAGAAAAUGUGUUUUUUGAUAUGGAAGCAUAUUUGCCAAAGAAAAAUGGACUCUACCUGAAUUUGGUCCUGGGCAAUGUGAAUGUAACGCUUCUCAGCAACCAGGCAAAAUUCGCCUACAAAGACGAGUACGAGAAGUUCAAGCUUUAUAUGACAAUAAUCCUGAUGUUUGGAGCAAUAACCUGCCUCUUCUUUCUCAACUGUCGAGUCACUGAUGAAAUCUUCAACUUUUUGCUGGUGUGGUACUACUGCACAUUGACCAUAAGAGAAAGUAUCCUCAUGAGCAAUGGCUCCAGGAUCAAAGGUUGGUGGGUGUCUCAUCAUUAUGUAUCCACCUUUCUGUCUGGUGUGAUGCUUACCUGGCCAGAGGGGCCCAUGUAUCAGAUGUUCAGAAGCCAGUUCCUCGCCUUCUCUAUAUAUCAAAGCUUCGUUCAGUUCCUUCAAUAUUACUACCAGAGCGGCUGCUUGUACAGGCUGCGAGCUUUGGGAGAGAGAAAUCAGCUGGACCUCACAGUGGAGGGAUUUCAGUCCUGGAUGUGGAGAGGCCUCACUUUUCUUUUGCCAUUCCUCUUUUUUGGCCAUUUUUGGCAGCUGUACAACUCGGUGACCCUGUUUCGUUUGGCAGGACACGAGGACUGUAAGGAGUGGCAGGUAUUUAUGCUGGCACUGACAUUUCUCGUCCUGUUCUUGGGAAAUUUCCUCACCACUUUGAAAGUCGUCCACCAAAAGGUUCAGAAAAACCAGGAAAAGGUGCAAAAGAAUGACUGAUGCAAAAACUCAGCGAGACACCUCAGAUUCUUACAAACGGCCAGUAGUUUUGAAGCAACGCGCACAAUCGCUUGAUAGACUGACCACAGUCUCUUCAGGCCGAGAAAAGACGAAGCUGAAACCGUGAAACCGCCGUUUCUCUCAGGCUUUGAUGACAACAGCAGCGUCCAUCCAAAGUAUCUGGCCAACAGGCUUCUGCUUUCUAAUGGCUCAUCAUCGAUGUUGCUGCACAGACGGUCGCGACACAUCAAGUGGCGUUCGCCUGAUAGACGAACAGUUUGACGCUUUAUCCUGUAUAUAUAAAAAAAAAAAAAAGAAGUGAGUGGAAAGAAUGCGUUUUUAUGUGGAUGUUUGUGUUAGUGCAUGAAUCUGUCAGAGAGCCUUUGUUCAAAUCAUAUGCAACUAAAAGAGGGCAGGUAGCAUCGAUGAACAGAAUCUAGUUUGCCUUUGAAGACCUAACGUCUGUCACGUACGUGCUUCAUACUUCUGUGAAGUAGUAAUUGUCAAACUGUCUCUGUGGCUUGAACAGAAUUGUUCGACAUGGCACUGCACUUCAUUUCUCCAGUUGUCUAAUUUUUUUUACAUGUGGGUCUCAACUUCCUGUUGUGUUAUUUCACUGCUUAUCAGUAUUUUUUUUUUGUUUUUGUUUUUAACUAGAUUUAGUUCUUCUAUUCCAAAAGACAUAAACCUGACACUUGACUGCCCAGAUUUAACUUCACUUUUCAGAAAAACAAAAAAUAAUCUCCAUUGGAUGUAUUUUGUCUGUCUGGAGUUAUUGGCAGCUCUGUUUCUGUUCUUUUUAUCCAGUUCC
Scatophagus argus is the source of this 1901-nucleotide messenger RNA. RefSeq names its product transmembrane protein 120B (gene tmem120b). Gene Ontology annotation, biological process: fat cell differentiation. The record is from RefSeq and is a predicted model, not a curated record. The coding region runs from base 131 to 1090 and encodes 319 amino acids. Gene Ontology annotation, cellular component: membrane. The transcript is spliced from 12 exons. NCBI's taxonomy places the organism in Eukaryota, Metazoa, Chordata, Actinopteri, Scatophagidae.